Molecule: messenger RNA, 4407 nt
Organism: Mytilus californianus (California mussel)
Lineage: Eukaryota; Metazoa; Mollusca; Bivalvia; Mytilida; Mytilidae
Product: toll-like receptor 4
Exons: 1
Coding region: 2-2554 (850 amino acids)
Biological process (GO): immune response; toll-like receptor signaling pathway; inflammatory response
Cellular component (GO): membrane
Molecular function (GO): protein binding; transmembrane signaling receptor activity
Source: RefSeq, a predicted model, not a curated record
CAUGCUUUGGACUUCUUUAAUGAUUAUUGGGUUGGUUAUGUCGACCUUCUGCCUCCAUCUUGAAGUAUCUGGAGUCAGUAAAUCAAAGAGGAAUACUAGAUGUAGCACUCAUAAAAAGUACCGAGUUGACUGCUCGGGAAGGAAUUUAUCUCAUAUUCCGACGUUUCCUAAAUCAACAAAAACACUCAUCUUAGCGCAAAAUAAGAUAGAAUAUAUACAAGAAGGAAUCUUCUCUAGUCACAAUGAUCUUGAAGACUUGGAUUUUUCAUAUAACAUUCUUGCUAAACUGAUGCCUAAUUCUUUUAAAGGACUGAACAACUUAUUGCGCUUGAAUUUACAAUACAACCAACUCGGGAAAGACAAUCAAGAACUGCCAAAAGUAUGCUUUAAACACCUUAAAAAUCUACGACACCUGAACUUAAGGAAUAAUUCAUUUACUAUAUUCCCAGACAUAUCUUUGGUUCACAGUCUUGAAAUUUUAAAUGCAACUUUUACAAACGGGAUGACGUUCGGUCAGCAGUUAAAAGGACUACGAUUUCUGACCGAUUUGGAUUUAUCGUCUUCAUCAUGCCAGCUUAAAAAAAUUGAUAAUAACACUUUCCAAGGAAUCAAAACGUUACGUUAUUUAGAUGUGUCAAACAACAGCUUGUACAGCAUAUGGAAAGGGACAUUCGCACAUAUGCAACAUCUUCAUUUUUUGGACAUAUCUUAUAACACGCGGCUGGGAUUUCGAGGACUAGGAAAUGUAACCAAUGAUUUAUCAAACACAUCAAUUGAAAUUUUCAAAUUUCAAAAGUUAGUUCCGACAUUUUCCAUGAAUCAGAUUUUGAGGAUGGAGGAUUUUGCACCCCUUAGGCAUACCAAACUAAGAGAAAUAUAUGUUGACAGCAAUCGCAUUCAAUUAAUACAAACAGGGGCAAUAAGUCUGUUGCCAAAAACAAUACAAAAAAUUUCGAUUGGUGACAAUCAGCUUUCAUACGGACUAUAUAUGUUCGAGUUUCGACAGUUAUCAGCAACGAUUAUCAAUGUUUCAAAUACAGGUAUGUCUCACCCACCAGGUGAUGAAGAUUUCUGCAUGUCUGAUAUGAAAGAAACGGAUGUUGAACGAACUCUAUAUGAGUAUAAAAAUGUUGUAGGCGCACAACAGGUUUCAACAUGGUCUAGGAAAAUAAGGAUAUAUAACGCUGGUUUAAAAAUAAACUACUUUAGCACAAUUAAUCUACCUGAAAAUCUAACUGUUUUGUAUUACACGGCUAGUUCAACGAAGUUUGAGAUUCCAAAGCUUAGAUUCAGUUAUAAUGUACUGGAAAAGGUAGAUUUUUCCUUCAACGUUUUCUAUUCUUUGAAAGGUCCAAUACUCGGUUUGUAUAAUUUACAAGAGUUUAAUUUGUCAAACAAUUUCUGUUCGAACAUCUCUAACGUAUUUUUUACAGGAACUCCAAAUAUCAAGAGUCUUCUGCUCCAGAAUAAUUUGUUAGGAUUUGUUUUGCCAAAUGAUGAAAAAGGAGAGAUUUUCAAACAUUUGGAAAAACUAGAAAUCAUUGACUUGUCAGACAACAGAAUACCAAAAUUGCCAUAUUUGAUUUUUGAGUCUAUUCAAUCUAUAAAAGAAAUACAUUUAAAAAGAAAUGUGCUAGAAAACAUGCAAUUUAAAAUUGACCAUAUGAGAAAACUAACUCUGUUGGAUAUCUCAAACAAUAUGAUACGAUUUUUGGAUGAUGAUGCAACAGCCAAUCUUGAGACAGUUGCAAAAUACAGUACAAAUCUAACAGUAGACUUAAGCGAGAAUCCAAUUCAAUGUGUAUGUAGCAACAUUAACUUUAUAAGGUGGAUGGCAGCAACAGAGAUUCGUUUUAAAGGGUUAACAUCUUAUUCCUGUCAGCUGUCAAAUCUUACUAAAAUUUCUCUGGCACAUCCGAAAGACCUUGAACAAAUACUCGAAAAAGAAUGUUCUUCGUAUCUUAGUUUGAUAUUAGGUAUUUGUUUGGCGUUGGUUCUUUCCGUUUUAACGGUAACCACUGGCAUUGUAUAUAGAUAUCGAUGGAAGCUUAGAUAUCUUUACUUCAUGGCAAAAUUAAAAUAUAAAAAAACUCCGAGCAUAUUCAAAAACGAUCUUUCUUACGAUUUUGAUGUAUUUGUUUCAUAUGCUGACGAAGACCAGUUGUUUGUACAUAACAAAUUUAUUACACAUGUUGAAAGAGAUGGAGAGUUUCGGGUUUGCGCUCAUAAACGCGAUUUUCUUGUUGGAAAAGACAUCGCUGCCAACAUUACUGAUGCCAUACACAGGAGUCGUAAGACAGUUUGCAUCAUCAGUCACAAUUUCCUAAACUCGUACUGGUGCAUGUUUGAAUUUAACAUGGCGCGAAUGGAGAGUAUUUACUCACGAAAUGGAGAAAACAUUGUAUAUUUAAUCUUUCUUGAACAAAUUCCAACCAAGACUCUUCCUCUGAUUUUAUUGGAACUCGUACAAUCAAAAUCGUACAUAGAGUUUCCGAAUGACGAAUAUGGCGAUACAGUGUUUUGGGAGAAUUUGAAACAGGAAUUGUCAACUUGAAUAUUUCUCAAAAAGAAAAAUUGUUGGAAAUAGUUUUUUCAGUGUUUCUUUAAAUUUAAUUUGAAUUGGGGCUGUUUUGAAAAUUUGCUCAAAAGUGCAUUGAAGCACUAUUGGCACCGUACAUAAAACAUUAAAUAAAACAUCGUUCUGAAUUCGAAUUUCACAAUUAAAUUAAUUUUAUGAAAGGAAAUUUUAUUUUUCAAAGUCAAAUUGAAUAUGCGUGUCGCAAUUGUUUUAGUCAAAUAAGGAAAUUGAAUGAGAAAUCAAUUUGAAGAUUAACCUUGUUCUAUACAAAAUGUUUAACAGGUCACUUGUGCAUUUUUUUUUCCAACUGAUUUACAUAAGCUUCUAUCGUUGACGCAUGUCUGUAUUGUUCAAAACAAAAUGAAAGUUAAACCCAACAAUUUUACGCAGAUAAGGAAAUUAAAUGCUAAAUAGCUUUGAAAAUUAACAUGUUCUUGUAUGAAACUUUCAUGAGAUCAAGUGUUUACAUAUAUAUUAUGUCUUUUGUAUUUUUAUGGCUUCCUGUUCAUUGUUCAAAACAAAAGAAAGAUAAAAAAUCUGUGUAUAUAGCGAAAUUAAAUUCUAUAAACGUUUUGUUGCACGAAACUUUCAUUAGAUAGCGUUUAAAUAUGUUCCUGUACUUUUAUGUCAGUUUGUAUGUUUUACGGCUUUCUGUAUAUUGUAAAUUGUAUAUUGUUCAAAACAAGAUGAAAGUUUAACCCAACAAUUAUAUGUAGAUAAGGAAAUUGAAUGCUAAAUAAAUUUGAAAAUGAACCUGGUUCUAUACGAAAUAUUCAACAGGUCAUUUGUGUAAAGUGUAUACAUAUUGUGUAAUUUCUAAGGCUUGUUGUAUAUCGUUAAUAACAAAAUAAAAGUUAAACAAACUUUUCUAUGUAAAUAUUAGAUUAUUUCAAACUGAACAAAAAGACGCUACCUAAACGGGUCAUUUACAAUUGUCCUAUGCUUUGACUCGCAUUGUAUUUUUUUGUUGACUGACAUUGUGUGCAUCGAUUUUAGACUUCGUAGUCAGCUUCCAUUUUAUAUAAUGUGUCUUUACUUUGAAAGAUUCUUGACUAAUGCCAUGAAUUGUAUGGAAACCAAGUACAUAGAGGCGGAAGAUACGAAGGGGGCACAAAAAACUCAUAAUUCGAAGAGAAACUGGCGCCAUCGCACAAAAAAAGAAAAGAUUAACAAGUCGUCAAAACACAACAUAGAAAAGUAAAGAUUGAGCAACACGAACCCCAUCAAAAAUGGUGGCGUACUUUGGAAGUGUAAAAGGAUCCUGCUCCACAUUGUUAUGAUAUUGUAAUUAUUAUGUUUAUUAAGCUUGUCCUAAUUUGUUUUGUUUGGUCUUAUAGUUGUUUACAAAUAUUGUUAUAACUGUGAAGUUUAGAAAUCACUGGAACAAUCAUAGAUACUGGUGGAAUGAUUAGAACGUUCUAUUUGACUUACAUAAUGAUUCCAGAAUGAUCAUAAUCUAUGAUGUGUAAUGUUAACUUCUACCGUAUUCUAGAAGUUUCCGUUCUACAAUUUUCUAGGAGUUUCCCUUCUACAGUGCUCUAGAGGUUUCCGUAACAGCUAUAUAUACAGAAACUGAAAUGGGAGAGAUUAGACAUUAUCAUUCUCAGAAGUUCUCUGGAGUUGUUACAUUGACAUUUUUAUUUACGUACAUCAUACUAGAUUGUGACUUAUUGGACAUAAUAUUCUGUUUGGAUUCCCGUAACAGUGAAGAGAUGAAUUCCGGAUAAAGAAAAGACAAAGGACCGGACAUAUAUUUUAACAGUAAAUUUGACAUUUCAAUUUAUAUAAUAUUUCUUGUAAAAUUAAAUAAUAAAUCUUGUUAAAUUUUA